AAACCCCGUUUGGUGGCUGGGACGUGGCUGGUGCCGUGGGACUGUCCCUGCCAACCCCACCCCUCCUCGCCACCUCUCAGCGUGGGGGCACGUCCCCAGGCUCUGUCCCCUUGUGGGUGAUGGCAAUCGUCUCCUAUUUUUGUAGUAUGUUCUGGGAAGAAGUGCAGUCGCACCCCUGGGGCCCUGGGUGCCGUGCCGCACUGGGACCUUGCCCUGUGGGACAGAUGGGGGUGAUGCUUUGGGUUGCAGGGCUGCAGCUCCAGCCCUGGAGUGCCGUGUCCUGCCCAGCAGUGGGGGAGCUGCCCUGCUCCGGAAGUGCAUGCUGCCUGGCACCUGGCCUAUGGAUUGUGUUGGGGCUGAAUGGCCGGCAGCCUCUGUGUUCCGGGGAUUGGGAGCUUCCCCCCACCCCAGUAAUGAGUUGUCUCAGCCAGGUGCCCCUGUCCCCUCUGUAUGGCUUGCUGGCUUCCUUGUGCGCCUCAUCUGCUGCUUGAGCACCAUGUGGCUUCUGUCCCCCGUUACCCAUGUCCCUGUGCAACCCGUGACCACUCCGGUGGCUUGUCAUGGGGCAAAGGAGCAGAUUUGGAAGGGAGAUGGCGGGGCAGGCUGGUGGCUGUGCUCCCGGCUACAGCACGUGCCCGAGGGCUGUGCCUGUGCCACGUCGCUGGGCUGGGAUCCGCUGCUCUGGGUGCUGCGGGGUGGCACCGCUCUGGCUGGGGUUAUUAGAAUUAAUGAGGUACCGGAGCACUCCUGCUAAACAGGGAUUACGAAAGGAAAAAAUGCCUUCCCUGCAGCUACCGUGACUCAACGCUGGGUUUGGAGGCCGCGGCUCCGCACGUGUGCGCCCACGCUCCUCCCGGCCUGGGCUCCCGCAGCGGGCUCGGGGUCACGCCUACACCCCAUUAACAGUGCCAUAGGGCCGGGAGAGCGGUGGGGAGCCGCGGGGAUGGCUCUGAAGGCUGGGAUGAUGUGCAGGGCAGGGAACGCUUUGGGGAUGCUCAUGGUCAGUGGGGACCGUGCCCAGUGCCCUGUCACCGCUUCCCAGGUGGAGGCGGCGCAGGGCUGGCACCGCUGCGGCUCUCGGUGCCCUUCGUGCAGAGUGAGCUCUAUGGCCAAGCACCGUCCCCGCUGUGAGCAGCGAUUUUCCGUGCGGCGUGGCUGGCUGCAGGGCUCCUUUUCCAAAGGAGCCAGGGGAAGCUCCGGGUGGAAAGAAAGCAAGAAACCCGAUCCACCUCGCCGAGCCGAGCGCAGUUUUAUUUCCGUCGGGUCAAGCCGGCGAGGUUCCAGCCAAAUCGUAUAUUUUGGGCCAAAUGAGAAACACGUGUCAUCCGCCGAGUCCCAUAACCAGAGAAAGAUGCUGCGGGUGCAUGCUGGGUCCUGCCUGGGGCACACAGCUCCUCCUGGUGUGGUUGGGGACAGGGGGAUGCUCUGCCUGGAGGAUAUGGGAGUGCGACCCUUGCUGCUUCCAUGGGGUACCUGGCAUCACCACACAGUCGGUGUUGUCCCUGCUGCCGUGCCUUGGCUGCAACCUCAGGCCGUGUUCCUGCAGGUUAAUUUUAGCAUAAUCUCCAUUUUUUUUGAGCUCUUCUUCCCCCUCUGCGGCUGGAGCGGAGCACCCUUGCCAUGAGCUGCCUGGGGCCCCCCAUAAGGGCGGCUCUGCUCUAGGGAUGUGGUAGUGUGCACGUCUUGGGCACGUGGGGACUGUCUGGCACCUCUGUGGUGCUGUGUGGGUCUGGGGGACAGGCUGGUAUGGAGUGUGGCCAAAGAGAGGGACCACAGGGAUGGGUGGAAGGGAAUGCACAGAGUGCUGUGCUCUGGGACAUGGCAUCCCCAGCAGGGCUGCUUGGAGCUCCUGUGUUGAGAGAUUGCUCUAGGCUGUUGUCCCUGCGCAGAGAGGGGACAAGGGACGGGCAGUGUCCCUCUGAGCUUCCCCUUUCAGCUUCCCCUUUCUGCAGCCGGGUGACCUCACUCCUUCCUCCCUCCCAGCAUGGGGAGGGAGGGACGGAUGCACGCAGGCUGCCAGAGUGGUGCGUCCCCAGUGCUUGGGGUGACAGCAGCACUGGGUUUUUUCCCAGCCAUGCAGAAAUCCCUGGGUGCUGUGGCACUGCCCCGCUCUGGGCUCUGUCCCCACCUGCUGCUUCAGAAGCCAUUGGGUUUUCUCCUUUUUGGCCCAGCAGGGUUAAACCAAACCCUGCUCUGGUCAAUGGAAACUCCUCGGUGGCAACGCUACUUCUGUGCCAUGCUUUGCUCCUUCCUGGAAAUAACCACCCCAAAAAGGGGGAGUGGAUCUGCUGGGUUCCUUGGAGUGCUCAGUGGAGAUGUCCCGGCUCUUUGGGCUCCUCCCUGGCUUUAGGGAGCUGUUUUAGCUGGGGAUCCCAGCACACCCCGUGGGGGUCUCUGCGGUGGCAGCCCUGGGCUGCAGUUCAUUACUUGUGCCUUGCUUCUUCUGCAGGUGCUGGGGAGUCCGGGAAGAGCACCAUCGUCAAACAGAUGAAGAUCAUUCACGAAGAUGGCUACUCGGAGGAGGAGUGCCGGCAAUACAAAGCCGUGGUCUACAGCAACACCAUCCAGUCCAUCAUGGCCAUCAUCAAGGCCAUGGGGAACCUGCAGAUCGACUUUGGGGACUCCUCCAGAGCGGACGAUGCCCGCCAGCUCUUUGUGCUCUCCUGCACCGCGGAGGAGCAGGGCGUCAUGCCCGAGGACCUCGCCAAUGUCAUCCGGAGGCUGUGGGCUGACCAUGGGGUCCAGGCCUGCUUCAACCGCUCCCGAGAAUACCAGCUGAAUGACUCUGCAGCCUACUACCUGAACGACCUGGAGAGGAUAGCGCGGGCCGACUACAUCCCCACCCAGCAGGACGUGCUGCGCACCCGGGUGAAGACCACCGGCAUUGUGGAGACCCACUUCACCUUCAAGGACCUGCACUUCAAGAUGUUCGACGUGGGCGGCCAGCGCUCAGAGCGGAAGAAGUGGAUCCACUGCUUCGAGGGGGUGACGGCCAUCAUUUUCUGCGUGGCCCUGAGUGCCUACGACCUGGUGCUGGCAGAAGACGAGGAAAUGAACCGGAUGCACGAGAGCAUGAAGCUGUUCGACAGCAUCUGCAACAACAAGUGGUUCACAGACACAUCCAUCAUCCUCUUCCUCAACAAGAAGGACCUCUUCGAGGAGAAGAUCGUGCACAGCCCCUUGACCAUCUGUUUCCCGGAGUACAUGGGUGCCAACAAGUACGACGAGGCCGCCGCCUACAUCCAGAGCAAGUUCGAGGACCUGAACAAGCGGAAGGACACCAAGGAGAUCUACACGCACUUCACCUGUGCCACCGACACCAAGAACGUGCAGUUUGUCUUUGAUGCCGUCACUGACGUCAUCAUCAAAAACAACCUGAAGGACUGCGGCCUCUUCUGAGGGCGGCAAGGACGCACCGACGAAGGGAGGACCGCGCCCAGCGAUUCUGCUUCUCCUCUGGUUUCAUCCCCCAACCCUCUACAGAGACGUUUUGGUGACGGCCGUGGUGGCAGCGGUGGGGACGCACCGCCUGCGACUCCUGACCCAGGCCUGUCCCCCCUCGCCCCCGGUGUCCCCCCGUGCCCCUUCGCCUUCUGGGCCGGGGAUGGGAGGAUUUCUCUCUUGGUUUGUAACCGGUUGCCAUCACCCCAGCCUCUCCUUUUUAUUCGGUUCCACACCGUUUACAUCCAAAACGUCGUGUUCGCAGGGGGCACAGAGCUCCCGGCAUCGCAGGGGCCGGCGAGGGGACCCCCCCCAGGAAACACGACCGAAAACAUUCCUUUUAAUAACCAGAAAAGAAAAAAAAAAAAAAAA
Molecule: messenger RNA, 3813 nt
Organism: Numida meleagris (helmeted guineafowl)
Lineage: Eukaryota; Metazoa; Chordata; Aves; Galliformes; Numididae
Gene: GNAI2
Product: G protein subunit alpha i2
Exons: 8
Coding region: 1747-3399 (550 amino acids)
Biological process (GO): gamma-aminobutyric acid signaling pathway; adenylate cyclase-modulating G protein-coupled receptor signaling pathway
Cellular component (GO): heterotrimeric G-protein complex
Molecular function (GO): G-protein beta/gamma-subunit complex binding; GTP binding; G protein-coupled receptor binding
Source: RefSeq, a predicted model, not a curated record